AUGGUGCUGCGGCCGGAGGCCUGGGCGGGGAUCGGUGCGUCUGAUACAGUACUUAGCUGGGUGACGGAGGGCGUGCCCAUCCCCCUCGUGCGUGAACCCGAGCGUAGAGUGUUCACCAAUCCAGUGUUUAGUGGUGCAGAGAAAACGUUUUUGGACCAAGAAAUCAGUGCGCUGGAAGAGAGGGGUAUUAUUCGGCGGGUUCGCGACAUGCCCCAUUGUGUAUCGCCGCUGAAGGUAGUACCCAAGAGUGGCGGCAAGUUCAGACUGAUAUGCGACCUCAGGUCGUCUUGGGAGUCGCUGCUGACGUGGUCCCCCGGAGCCAGGGACGAUCUGUCGUGGUGGGUGUCCUCUCUGGACAGCUGGAACGGCCGGCUGCUGGUGCCGCCAGCUGCUUGCGAUCUGCAGCUCGCCACCGACGCCUCGGGCUCCGGCUGGGGAGCCGUUCUCUCGGCGCACAGUUGUCAGCUGGCGUCCGGGUUCUGGGACUGUCGGCUCGACCGGAUGUUCGGGCCGCAUACAGUGGACCGGUUCGCGUCGUUCAACACGGCGCUACUUCCCGCCUACAACAGUCGGUUUGCCGACCCCUGCUCGGCGGGGAUCGACGCGCUGGGCCAGACCGAUUGGGGCGCGGAGAACAACUGGGUGAACCCUCCGUUUCGUCUCAUCUCGAGGGUUCUGGACAUCGUGGAGGCACAGCGGGCGGUCGCGACGCUGAUAGCACCCAUGUGGCCGGGGCAGCCGUGGAUGGCGCGGCUCCGCCGGCUGUCCACGGCGCCGCCGCUGCGGCUGCCGCCGGUGACGAGCUCGUGUCUCCCCCUGGCCGAGCAGCAGGAGAUAGAGCCGCGGCGCAACUGCCGCUGGAGUCUGUUCGCCUGGAGGAUAUCUGGCGCGAACAGCUAGCCGCUCGUGGUUGGUCUCGGACAGCGAGCAACUGUAUGCAACUGAGCCUGGCAGGCAGCACGUUGCAAACUUACGACCGUUACAUUCGUGAUUUGUUCACAUUUUGCAGCGGCCGGGGAGUUUCUUUUCCGCCGACCGAUCCUGCAGUGAUGGCUGACUUCAUGAUCCACCGGUGUGGCUCCUCUUCUCGUCCACACUCCACUGUCCGGUGCGUGUCUGCCGCCGUAUCUGCGCUGUAUGAGGCAGUGGGUGCUGCUAACCCCGUGCACGACCCGUUUGUUGCUCGGUUGUUGCAGGGUAUUGUGAAGAGUGGCACGCGCGCGCCGUUGGCCAGGUCGGCCGUCAUGGAUAUUUCUGCGUUCAUGCGUCUGUUUCGUGCCUGGUCAGGUAAUGACGACCUGUCCGUUAAACACCUUAGGUUGAAGACCAUUGUUUUGUUAGCUUUAGCGUUGAUGUUAAGACCGUCAGACGUAGCGCCACGGGCUAAAACGUACGACACUAACACAGACCUUGUAUCUUCUUUUGU
Molecule: messenger RNA, 1426 nt
Organism: Amphibalanus amphitrite
Lineage: Eukaryota; Metazoa; Arthropoda; Thecostraca; Balanomorpha; Balanidae
Exons: 3
Coding region: 1-900 (299 amino acids)
Source: RefSeq, a predicted model, not a curated record